AUGACUCCUCAAGACCGCCUGAACCAGGUCUCCGCGCACCUCAACUACCCCCAAGGCAUGCUUGCUGGUCAAGUAGCCAUUAUAACCGGGUCGGGACAGGGCAUAGGGGCAGAGGCUGCUAGGCUCUUCGCCAACGAGGGCGCCAAAGUUGUCGUCGCUGACCUUGACAGCUCCAAGGCCGAGGCCGUUGCCAAAGCCAUCAAUGAUGCAUCUCCUGGCAGAGCAAUUGCCGUUGCAGGAGACGUACAGGAUGGAGCGUACCUGAAGAGACUCGUACAAAGGGCCGCUGAGUUCGGAAACGGAAAGAUCCAUAUCAUCGUGAACAAUGCUGGAUUCACCUGGGACGGAGUCAUCCACAAGCUUACUGAGAAGCAAUGGGAUACCAUCAUUGCAGUCCAUGCCACUGCCCCUUUCAAACUCGUUCAAGCUGCAGCUCCAUACUUCCGGGUAAAGGACGGUGAACCAAGAAUAAUUGUGAACAUCAGCAGCACCAGUGGAAUCCAUGGAAACGCGUAUGUCACAAUCAUCCCCUUCCCAGUUUCUCACUGA
Messenger RNA from Trichophyton rubrum CBS 118892, 549 nucleotides. RefSeq lists its product as uncharacterized. The record is from RefSeq and is a predicted model, not a curated record. NCBI's taxonomy places the organism in Eukaryota, Fungi, Ascomycota, Eurotiomycetes, Onygenales, Arthrodermataceae. Bases 1 to 549 code for a protein of 182 amino acids. The transcript is spliced from 3 exons.